Messenger RNA from Ilex paraguariensis (yerba mate), 605 nucleotides. The record is from the annotation of a GenBank genome assembly. Lineage: Eukaryota; Viridiplantae; Streptophyta; Magnoliopsida; Aquifoliales; Aquifoliaceae.
AUCACUAGUCGGGUCCGAACUUCGGAAGACUCAAUUCGAACCAAAUACCGGUGCGUUGACUUGAAUCCAAUACCAUCUCCACAACUCUCUCUCUCUCUCCCUUAGUAGCUGAUCACUCUCUAUAUCUCUCUCUCAUCAGAUUGGCGGAUUCAUUUCCGAAGCUGAUGGGAGUGCUUAAUCUUCUGCUUUCAGUCCUAGCUUUACAUUCAACCUUUCUCUUAGUUUAUGUGCAUUCCGAAAUUUUCUUCGAAGAACGAUUCGAAGAUGGGUGGAUGAACAGAUGGGUGUUAUCGGAUUGGAAGAGAAGCGAAGGGAAAGCGGGAACUUUCAAGCACACUGCCGGAAAAUGGUCUGCUGAUCCUGAUGAUAAAGGAAUUCAGACAUACAAUGAUGCCAAGCAUUACGCAAUUUCGGCAAAGAUACCUGAGUUCAGCAACAAGAACAGAACUCUUGUUGUCCAAUAUUCCGUAAAGAUUGAGCAGGACAUUGAAUGUGGUGGUGCUUACAUUAAACUUCAUUCUGGUUAUGUCAAUCAGAAGAAGUUUGGUGGUGAUACCCCUUACAGGGAUUUGAUAUUCAAAUUCCUUGCUGUAGUCAUCACUUAA